Messenger RNA from Hermetia illucens (black soldier fly), 2897 nucleotides. It is a transcript of the gene bmm, whose product is annotated as patatin-like phospholipase domain-containing protein 2. Lineage: Eukaryota; Metazoa; Arthropoda; Insecta; Diptera; Stratiomyidae. The record is from RefSeq and is a predicted model, not a curated record. The transcript has 7 exons. Gene Ontology annotation, molecular function: triacylglycerol lipase activity. The coding region runs from base 373 to 2073 and encodes 566 amino acids. Gene Ontology annotation, biological process: lipid homeostasis; triglyceride catabolic process. Gene Ontology annotation, cellular component: membrane; cytoplasm; lipid droplet.
UACCGUUCAAAACACUGUCAGUUGCUUAGCGGAGUAGACGUGAAAGUAAUUCGUUCCUGGGAAAGUUAGUGAAAAACGCCAAGUGGACCGGAUUCGAACAAUUCUGAGCUGCGACCAGUAAAGUUUUCCCGAGUUUUUCCAAUUGCCCGAAAUCGAAGUGAAUUGCGCGCUUCAGUUCCAGCCCCGAUUUUCGCAAGGUCUUUUGUGCGUUCGUCCGCCCCCAAUCGUGUUUUUUUGUUGUUGUUUGUGGAAAAGUCGCGAGUUUUCCGCGCUAUUUGGCUGCCCCGCGAGAACGGUUGUUCCUGAAACUGUGAGAACUUGAAUCAGUUGUGCUUCUUGGACGGGUCGUGCGCGUGCCAGAACAACGGAAACAUGAAUCUAUCGUUUGCGGGCUGCGGCUUCCUCGGCAUCUACCAUGUCGGGGUUGCGGUUUGCUUCAAGAAGUACGCGCCACACUUGCUCCUGGACAAGAUCAGCGGAGCUUCGGCCGGCUCUUUGGCGGCCGCCUGUUUGCUUUGCGAUUUGCCGCUCGGUGAAAUGACAUCAGAUUUCUUCCGUGUUGUAAACGAAGCUCGUCGACAUUCACUUGGACCCUUUAGUCCAUCAUUCAGCAUUCAAACUUGCCUUCUAGAAGGUCUUCAAAAGCAUCUUCCACUUGAUGCUCACAAACGAGUCAAUGGACGUCUUCACAUCUCCUUGACUCGUGUCUAUGACGGUAAAAAUGUCAUCGUCUCACAAUUCACAAGUCGUGAAGAUGUCCUUCAAGCCUUACUAUGUGCUUGCUUCAUACCAGGAUUCUCAGGAAUUUUACCACCACGAUUCCGUGGCGUUCGUUACAUGGAUGGUGCCUUUUCUGAUAAUCUACCAGUUCUCGAUGAGAAUACAGUCACUGUAUCACCUUUCUGUGGUGAAAGUGAUAUAUGUCCUCGCGAUCAAAGCUCACAACUAUUUCAUGUUAACUGGGCGAAUACUAGUAUCGAAAUUUCCAAGCAGAAUAUUAAUCGGUUUGUGAAGAUUCUGUUCCCGCCACGAGCGGAUUUCCUAUCGAAAAUGUGCCAACAAGGAUUCGAUGAUGCUCUUCAAUAUUUGCAACGAAACAACUUAAUCAAUUGCAACCGAUGCAUUGCGGUGCAAUCAACGUUUAUUGUAUCUGAAACAUUGCCACAACAACAGGCCCAGCAGAAAUUGAAGCAGAUUGAAACCAACGGAGAGCAGGAGCAUAUUGAUGCUGAAGAUGAUUAUGAUCCAGAAUGUGUGGAAUGCAAGAGACAUCGCAGGGAUGCAAUGAGUGGAAAUUUACCAGAAACAGUAAUGACUGUCAUUCAAGGAUAUCUGGACUCGGCCAACAAAGGACUUGCCAAUUGGCUAUUCAAGCACAGAAGCAUCAAACUUCUCUCUCUUCCAGCAACAGUUCCAGUUGAUUUCCUCUGUGCCACAAUCACAAAAAUUUCCAUCCUUGCUCCGGCAAUCAGUCAACAAUUGAGACAACUGAUGAAAGUGUUGAUAUACGAGUUAAACGAUGUUAUUCAAUCGCGACUACGAACAUUAGCCAAGGUUCGUUCCGACAUUAUACAAUUCGAUAAUACUCGUCGAGCAUUUUUCAUUUCAAAUCAUAAAUCACAAUCGCGACUCUCAUUGCUGGGCGAUGAUGAUCAGGUGCGUUUAAUUGCUUCCCAUAAUCAGUUGACUGAUGCCGACACAUUUGAACAAGUUCUGAAAAUGACCCAAGAGAACGAUACUGUUGUUGCUUUAUAUUAUAUGGAUUCAGAGGAGAUGAUGCCCAAAGUAUAUGAUGUAUCCAGCGAUGAUAUAUUCCCAAUUGAAGCGACAUCAAAUGUUGAUAAUUACUGCCCGCCACGAUCGUUGUCAGAAUCCGAUCUCACCCAUGACAAGAGCACCAUCGAAAUACCCGACAAUGACCUAGAACUCAGCGAUAUUUCCGAUCGCCAGAUCGAAAGUGUUCUCAGCGACUACAGCGAAACUGAGGAUGAUCAUUACGCCCAACAGCCAGUCUACGAAACCAUCGAAUCACCACAAACGGAUCACCUAACAACCAUCACAGUGGAGAAAUAAUUUAGUAAUUAUCAACCGAAACUCAUCAAACUUUCUAUUUAGUUACUCAUCUAAACACAAAUUUUAAGAUUUCUAACUUUAAGAGCAUUUGCGUUUUUAAUCUAAGCAGAUCAUGUACGCUUUGUUAUUUCAAGAUUCAAGAAACAUAUUAUCUUUAUAAUCGAACGUUACCAUUUUAUGUGAAAAUGUUUAUGUCCUGAUAAGCAUUUAACUUAAAAAAACAAACUUGAAAGGCGAAACAAUCUGAAAGUUAAACAAAUCACACACACACGCAUACACAAAUAGUACCUUAACCUUCAUGUGAGAGGACAUAAGCACCGUAUGUCUUCUUGAGUAUUGAUGCUAUCGUUUUUUACAUACAUCGUUACAUGUACAUAGAUAUAGUCCUCAACUGGAAAGUGACAAAAAAACAAAAAAACAUUAUAUAUUUUGUGACAAUAGAAAUGACCUUUCUACUCCUUUGUAAAAUGGAACAAACGAGCAUUCGUGAAAUCCAAACAGUUAGAAAUGAUAAAAUGUAUGUAUGUAAAUGUAGUAGAUAAGUAAGUAGUUAAUGGAACGAAUGGCUGUGCUAAAGCGAAAUAUGUUUCAUUGGAUUAUUAUUGAUGUUCUCUUCCAUUUUGGAAUGUUUGCUUUAAGAUAUUCAUACAUUUAAUUAUUACUGACUAUCCAUGAAUUUUAUUGAGGAACAAGAACAAAGUAUAUUUUAUUUAUAUUUUAUUGAAGCGGAAAACGUGCUUUGGUUAUUAUUUUUUUAUAUCUUAUUUUGUUAUUGUUUUAUGUUUUGAGGAUAACUGUAAAAUAUAGAAAAAUAAUAUUGUCGA